AUGCGUGACUACUUCAUUGAAGACUCAAAGUUUGACGAACCAUUUUUUUGUCAUUAUUUUCGCAUGAGCAAGAGGUUGUUUUUGAAGAUUGUUGGUGAUAUUGAAGCUAACUUUAGUUACUUUCAAGAGGGGUACGACGCACUGGGUAAAAAAAGUUGCUGCGCUCUUCAAAAGUGCACAUUGGCGAUCAAGCAACUGUCUACGGGUGAACCUUCAGACACAUAUGACGAGUAUUUAUGUAUGGCUGCUAGAACGGGACGCAAGACCAUGGAGUACUUUUGUGAUGCGGUCGUCAAUUUGUAUCAAAAGGAGUUCUUACGUAGGCCGGCAUCUCAUGACAUUGCUCUCAUCACACAAGCUCAUGAAGAAAGACACCACAUUCCAGGAAUGCUUGGUAGUCUUGAUUGUACACACAUCGAAUGGAGGAUGUGCCAUAAAUGCUUAAAAGGGCAAUACACGAGGGGUGAUCACAAGGUACCUACUAUUAUGAUUGAAUGUGUUGCUUCUUAUGACUUGUGGAUUUGGCAUUCGUUUUUCGGUCCCGCUGGAUCGAACAACGAUGUCAAUGUUUUGCAGCAGUCGCCGUUGUUUCAAAACGAGUGUAAUGGAUCCGCGCCAAACAGUUCAUUUAGCGUAAAUGGACAUGAUUACAAGCGCGGUUACUACCUUACCGAUGGAAUCUAUCCUAGGUGGGCUGCGUUUGUUAAAGCUUAUCCUCAUCCAGUGGAACAAGAUGAAAAGAAAUUUAAAAGACUACAAGAGGCUGCAAGAAAGGAUGUUGAGCGCGUGUUUAGUGUUCUCAAGGGAAAAUGGAAGAUCUUGGACCGUCCCCUCUGGCUAUAG
This is a messenger RNA of Erigeron canadensis, 843 nucleotides long. RefSeq lists its product as uncharacterized. The transcript has a single exon. The coding region runs from base 1 to 843 and encodes 280 amino acids. The record is from RefSeq and is a predicted model, not a curated record. NCBI's taxonomy places the organism in Eukaryota, Viridiplantae, Streptophyta, Magnoliopsida, Asterales, Asteraceae.